AUGAAGUCGACGGAGCUGUUGCCGCUCAAGCGCAGCGAGCAGGAGUUCCUGCAGCAGACAGCGCGCCAACGUAUCACCACGUACGAUGGCAACACGUGGGAGUACUACGACUCGGGCCGGCUGAGCGACGCGAACGCUGGCCUGCCGCCAUUGGUGUGUCUUCCCGGGACGAGCGGCGUCGCGCGCUGCUUUCAUCUCCAACUGCAAGAACUGGCCGCGAAAGGCUAUCGCGUCCUAGCGAUUCAGCACCCUAUUGUUUGGACGCAUGAGGAGUGGAUCCACAGCUUCGACCGAUUUCUCAACGCGAUGAAUCUGUCCGAGAUCCACGUGUACGCUGUGUCACUGGGCGCGUAUUUGAUCCAGCGCUAUAUGUCGCUCUACCCUCAACGAGUAGCGUCCCUGGCAAUGACGCAAGGAUUUUGCGAUACCCGAGUGCUUCCAUACAUGCCAGACUUCUAUGUGAGAAAAUACAUCCUCGAGCGCUUUCCAAAACCGACUCCUCGCUUAGACGCCCAGAAUGAAGCGAUCGAAUACAUGAUGGAGCAGUUAGACUCUCUGUCUCAACAAGAAAUCGCGUCGCGCUUGACCCUCAAUUGUUUGUCCUGCGAUCCUGAGAGCUGGAAAAUCUUCCUGCCUGAUGAAAAGAUCACUUUCAUUGACAGCUACGAAGACACCAGUCUUCCAAAUAGCCUCAAAGACCAGAUCGGUUCUCGCUACCCUCGCGCCAAACAGGCGAUGCUGAAGAAUGGAGGUGACUUCCCAUUCCUUUCGCAUGACGAAGAGGUCACCAUGCACCUUCAAGUCCACUUGCGCGCCAACGGGGUCUUCAUUGCGUGA
Phytophthora sojae is the source of this 837-nucleotide messenger RNA. RefSeq lists its product as hypothetical. NCBI's taxonomy places the organism in Eukaryota, Oomycota, Peronosporomycetes, Peronosporales, Peronosporaceae. The coding region runs from base 1 to 837 and encodes 278 amino acids. The record is from RefSeq and is a predicted model, not a curated record. The transcript has 9 exons.